ACAGCUUGUAAAAAUUAAGGGGUGUGAAAAAGCAAAUGUUAUUUUAUAUCAGAAAUAAAUUGAAAUCCCAGUCAUUUGUGUGCAUUCCCUACAUUAUUUAUAAUAAUUUCUAAAAUAAUCGAAAGAAAAACAUGUCAAAUAUGUUUUAAAUAUUGAUUUGUAUUUUGUGGCGUUUUUGUUUUUUUAGUUUUUCGUCUCCUGGGUGUGGAAACUGUGAGGCAUAAAAGAAACCACAGUAUCAGCGAUACAAAGAUAAUUUGAGUUUCAUCAAAUUUAUUCGAAUCGAGCGAUGGCUGAGGAUGAUUGUGCAAUUAAGAAAAUCACAUCAGACAAUACAUUUUAUCACGACGAAGCUAAAGAAGAGGAAGAAGAUGUGACGGAAAUUCAUUAUGAUGAUGAUGAUGAUAAGACGGGCAUUCAAAGAUCUUACAAUAGUGAAGGUGAUAUUCAAUUAGAAACACCUUUGGAAUCCCAUGGUGUGUCUGUGACAUCAGCUGAUUCCUCAAACGUCAAACCGAAACGCUUAAGUGAUGAAUUUUCAUCACUUGAUGAAGAAAUUGAGGAUAUCGAUGAUGAUGAUGACGAUGAGGAUGAUAGAGCAGCACUAGAUGUAAAAAAUGAAGUCGCAUGUUGUAGUAAAGGAAGUUCUUUGCAAGAGCUUGAUGACAAUUCAGACCCGCCUGAUAUAUGUGAGAAGGCAGAAACUUCAUCAUCGUGUGUUAGCCUUUGUUUUAGUAACAGUAGCAACAACAUGUUUGUGCAAUCACUUGACGAUGCCAUUGAAAGAGCUGAUUUCGAGAAUGAACAAAAGCUCACUGGUGGCAUUAUAAUAAAAGCAUCAUCGUUGACAGAUGCCAAUGAUAGACUGAAAUUCGAUUUGAUUAGUCGAAGAUCUGCUGAAAAUGAUGAGAUUAAUCCAACACCUAGCAGUUCAUCGCAGAUUGGUGAAGUGUCGAUGACGAAAGAAAAAAAUGUUUUAACAUCGACACCAACAAGUAGUCGCUGCAAUGCAAUCAGCGCAAAUGAUUUAAGAAACAAAAGUACAAUUCGUUCAAAACAAAAGUUAUCUGAUAAAUAUUUAAGCGUAAUGAAAACAACUGCCGGAGGAAAAUCAUCUACAAUUGUGAGUGGUGAUGAAUUAACAAAAAAAUCAAGCAAUGAUAAUGAGAAUAGUGUUGAGAUUGAUACAAAGAAUAAUAAAACGACGGCAGAGCAUUCCAAAAAUGUAAAAAUAAAUUUAUUUGAUGAUGAGCCAUCGACAUCGUCAGGACAUCAACAACAACAAUCGCAUCAACAUCAACAGCAUGAGAUUAAAGCGACAAACAAGUCAACAGUUGAUGAAUGUAUAAAAAGUAAUGAUGAUUAUGUUGUUGAGCAAUCACAUGAGCAUCAACAUAUUCAUUUGAGUGAUGAUAUUAUUGAUGAUGAUACGUGGGCGGAUUGUGAAGAAGGCUCAGAUAAUGAAGAAGUGUGCACGUGUCAAAAUUAUUCGGAUGAUGAUUAUGGUGCUUCAAGUAGUAGCAGUGAAGAUGAAUUACCAUCGCGUGAUGUUGAUUUAUCAAGCUACACACAACUCGAUUCAAUAUCUGAUGAUAUUCUUCAAGAGUCCAGCGAUGGAACGCCGAAAAUACAACGAAAACGGAAAUUAACCGAACAAUCAAUUAUUCAACAUUCAUCAACAAAUGAAAGUCCAAUUGCAUUAGGAACAAAUCGUAAACGUCUUGCAUUGGAUACUUUAUCAUCAUCAUCACCAUCAUCAUUAACAAAUCUUGCCACACCAAAAUCAACAUCAAUUCAUCAUGAUAGUAAACGAACGCCACGUUUGAUUCCGACAAAAGAAAAUCCACCACCUGAACUUAUGGAAUGGCUUUUGCAAUUCCAACGAUGGACCAAUGCUGAACGUUUAGUUGCUGUUGAUAAGCUUAUCGAACAAUGUGAGCCGACACAAGUGCGUCAUAUGAUGAAAGUUAUUGAACCACAAUUUCAACGUGAUUUUAUUUCAUUAUUGCCAAAAGAACUUGCACUUCAUGUUCUUUCGUAUUUAGCACCGAAAGACCUUCUACGUGCUGCACAAACUUGUCGUAGUUGGCGAUUUCUUGCUGAUGAUAAUCUUUUAUGGAAAGAGAAAUGUAAGCAAUCGGGAAUAAUAACAAAGUCAUCGCCAUCGUUUAGUGAUAAACCAAAGCGUGGUCGAACUGGAAAUAUGCCGAAAAUUGCUUCAGCAUGGAAAGCUGCCUUUAUGCGUCACAAUACAAUCGAAACAAAUUGGAGAUCAAAUCCUAUUCGUACACCAAAAAUACUCAAUGGACAUGACGAUCAUGUGAUAACAUGUCUUCAAUUUUGUGGCAAUCGUAUUGUAUCGGGAUCAGAUGACAACACAUUAAAAGUUUGGUCAGCGGUGACAGGAAAGUGCCUUCGCACCUUAAUCGGACAUACUGGUGGUGUGUGGUCAUCACAAAUGUCAUCUGAGGGUAAUAUCAUUAUAAGUGGAAGCACCGAUCGUACUCUUAAAGUGUGGGAUGCUGACAGUGGUUUAUGUCGACACACACUCUAUGGACACACGUCGACAGUUCGUUGCAUGCAUCUUUACGGUACGAGAGUUGUGAGUGGAUCACGUGAUGCAACAUUAAGAGUUUGGGACAUAACUGAUGGUGCAUGUCUUCACAUACUUGUUGGUCAUUUAGCAGCUGUUCGUUGUGUUCAAUAUGAUGGGAAGCUUGUGGUUAGCGGUGCUUAUGAUUAUAUGGUAAAAGUUUGGAAUCCGGAGCGACAAGAAUGUUUGCAUACAUUGCAAGGUCAUACAAAUCGUGUUUAUUCAUUACAAUUUGAUGGAGUUCAUGUGGUGUCAGGAUCGUUGGAUACGUCGAUACGUGUGUGGGAUGCUGAAUCAGGUUCAUUGCGACAUACAUUAAUGGGUCAUCAAAGUCUUACAUCGGGAAUGGAAUUAAAAAAUAAUAUUUUGGUCAGUGGCAAUGCUGAUUCGACAGUGAAAGUUUGGGAUAUUUUAACUGGACAAUGUCUGGCGACAUUAGCUGGACGUAACAAACAUCACUCGGCUGUUACAUGUCUUCAAUUCAAUAAUAAAUUUGUAAUUACAAGUUCUGAUGAUGGAACUGUGAAAUUGUGGGAUGUAAAGACGGGUGAAUUUAUAAGAAAUCUCGUUGCACUUGAUUCAGGUGGUUCUGGUGGUGUUGUGUGGAGAAUUCGAGCAAAUGAUACAAAACUCAUCUGUGCUGUUGGCUCACGAAAUGGAACAGAAGAAACAAAAUUGAUGGUUCUUGAUUUUGAUGUUGAAGGUGCAUGCUCAAAAUGCUCAUAAAUCAAGAAAGGAAAAAAUGAGAAAAAAGAUUAAUUAAACUACGUUUGUGGAAGAAUUCAAUAGAAAUAAUUUAGAAACUAUCGUGGAAAUUAUCAACAUUUUGAUGUUAAGUUUUUUUUUAUUAAUUUUCUUUUAAACGUACGAAUGAACGUGAAUGACUAAGGAAGAGACGCUGAAGUUGUUAACGAGCAAUCAGUUAAUCAAAUCAAAUUCUUUUUUCUCACUUUCAUCGUUAACCCAAGUUUCUUAUUUUUAAAUUAGUUUCAAAAUCUUUUAUUUUAUGUCUCGAGUAAUCUUUUUUUGUUAAAUACUUUUUUACUUUCAUUAUUUAGUUUA
This is a messenger RNA of Clunio marinus, 3655 nucleotides long. The record is from the annotation of a GenBank genome assembly. NCBI's taxonomy places the organism in Eukaryota, Metazoa, Arthropoda, Insecta, Diptera, Chironomidae.